Molecule: messenger RNA, 6156 nt
Organism: Exaiptasia diaphana
Lineage: Eukaryota; Metazoa; Cnidaria; Anthozoa; Actiniaria; Aiptasiidae
Product: rho GTPase-activating protein 20
Biological process (GO): signal transduction
Molecular function (GO): guanyl-nucleotide exchange factor activity; GTPase activator activity
Source: RefSeq, a predicted model, not a curated record
AUUCAACAUGUUACUGACUACGAUAGGAUUUUAUCGAAUUUGCUCGACAAGACUCCUCCRGACCAUCCUGAUCGAGAGGACCUGGAACAUGCAGCAACCAACUUUAGACGAAUCGUUAGAGAAAGAGAAGAAGAAAUUGUUACAUUUGAAAAUGAGGUUAGGAUCAACCAAGUCCAGGAUAAAUUCCCACAUGACAAUCUAGCAAUCACGGAAGGAGAAGCGCUACCGCGAUACCGUAUGAAUGCAUCGAGAAGACGAUCAGCGCCUUCUGCAGUGCUAAAAGCAGCCCUUGUUCCAAAACCUCAUUUAGCGUUAGUUAGAGGCAUUCCUUUAGAAGGUGGAAGUCUGAAAAUCAAGUCAGACAGCUCUUCAGACGCUCCACAUUCAAGGCACUUUGUACAGGAAGGAAGCGCUCAGGUCACUACGGGAGUUUCGACACAAGARCGUCACCUAUUUCUAUUAAGCGACUUGCUUUUUAUUGCUAAGGCAAAGUCGGCUGCRACGUACAAGYUGAAACAUCGAGUACGAGUUAGCGAGUUAUGGYUGUCUAAUUGUGUCGAUGACGUCAGUGAYUCGAGACCUGUYGAUAAAUCGUUUGUUAUAGGUUGGCCUACUACAAAUUGUGUAUUUACCUUCAGCUCGACCGAGCAACGUGAUUCUUGGUAUUCUACAUUGAAAAAAUACACAACCAUCCAAAAAGCUGCUGAAGAUCCUAAGUCGGUCACACUGAAGGUCUACAAUAGAGACAUGGAAGCAACUGAUUCGUUUGGAGUUUCGAAGUCCUUCACGGUAAACAACACGGAUGAUGCUUCGUCGGUAGUAAAAAUGUCCUUAGAACAAUUCCAAAUUCAGACCGAUGAUGCAAGUGAGUAUCAUUUAUGGGUUUUGUCAGGAAAAGAAAAUUGUGCUUAUCCCCUUCUUGGUCACGAAUUCCCUUUCGCCAUUAAAAUGAAUCACAUCCGGGAAGGAUCGUCGUCUGAUGAUGAUGGCCUUGGUGUGUUUGACUUCGACCAGCAAUUACCAUCAAUGGACCCAUUAUCACCAAGCACACAGUGUCAGUUUAUUUUGACUAAGAGUAGAAAGCCUUCUAAGCUGUCUUCCAUGGACGGUCAGCAAUCAUCGAAAAAAUGGACAAAACAGAUCAAAAAGUCWCCCAUCAUUAACUGGGCAAUGCACAAGAAGACAUCAGGAUCGAAAAACCAAUGCCCAGAUCCCGGCUCUCCGCCAGCUGGAAAACUAUUUGAGCUACCUUUAGAUGUUCUUUGUACCGAAGAAGAGCCUGUGCCUAAACCUAUACAAGAUAUUUUAAAGCAUAUGUUUAGGUUUGGUCCCGGGGUCAAUGGUAUCUUUAGAAGAUCAGCCAGCGCAAAAAGAGCAAAAGAGAUCAAACUGGAUCUUGAUUCAGGUAAAGAGGUUUUGUUUGAAGAAGUCUCGGUCCUAAUCACGGCUUCGAUUUUAAAGGAGUUCCUGCGAAGACUACCAGAUUGUAUUCUGGAUAGUGACGAUUAUGAAGAGUUUAUAGCUACUAAUAAUAUCGGAGAUCGAAAUGAAAGAAUUAAAAAUAUUAAGUGGUUACUACAAAAUUUAAACGUGUACAGUUUUGAAAUUCUCAAGCGAUUUAUGUGCGUAUUGUAUCAUAUAGCCGAAAACUGUAAUAUCAACAGUAUGAACGCUUACAACUUAGCGGUUUGUGUUGCACCGAGCAUGCUCUGGCCUCCAAAGGGAUCGAACAUCUCCCCUUCUGAGCAAUCAAACGACGUUCCUCCAUUUGUCCAAUUUCUCGUUGAAAACUGCACUGAGAUUUUCGGAGAGGAYGUUGUAACAGUUCUAGGGGAUCGUAGUGAGAUCGUACUAAACCAGGACUCAAUUGGAGCUGAGAAUGGUAUUGAGAUUAGAACUUUCAAUAGCCAGUCAUCAACUGAUGAUGGUUUAGAAUCACCGGAUCCUCUUAGUCCUCGAAAUGAGCGAAGCUCAAUACAUCUUAGUGACUCCAACCUGUACGAUCCAAGUGGCCGAUCAAAAAAUCUCUUGUCAGCCAAUGUGCCCGAGAGAAACAGCGUCAGUUCGCCAAAUACACCGUGUGGCUCUCCAAAUUCGUCGCCUAAACUUCGGAGGCAAGGAAAUUUUGAUGAUACCAAGGGGAAUCGGAGAAGUUCCGAACCGUCCGAAGUGAAUUCCGAGUCAAUCAAAAUGAAGAUUAAAGGCAUUCGGAAAUCAGCGCGAUCGCGUCGUCAAUUGAGCAGCACAACAACUAGUGCUGAGCUAAUAGAACACAAAAGUACWAAAACAACACCAAGUGGAAAGCGUAUUGAAACUGCGGUUUUAAAGCGGGCACAUUCGCCAAUGACCGUGCAGGCAACCCCUGUGGAUGGACCAACUAUUUUGAAACCCAUUUCAAAAUUUGGAUCGGCUUCAAAUCUUGUAGCGACAGCCAAUAAGGUUCCRGCWAUGAAGCACGCCAUUMGAACACAGUCGAGUGUAAACGAGGAAAGGGUAUCAUCUCCGGAUAACACCGGCUUUCGGUCACCUUCACCUACAAUGACACCUGAUCAAGUGUUUCAAGCUGUGGAUCGAAGGCGUCAACCCGCSGCGCCCUCCUACCACCAACAUAUGCUUAGGAAAAUUGGCAGUAAACCUGCAUUCUUUCAAGGGAAAAGCGAAUCAGAAGAUUCCAAUCCUGUGAAGCAUGCAAGUAGAGAAACGGAGAAUCCCUCGCCGAAGGUUUUCAAUCGUUCGUUUAGUGUUCCAAAAGAAGAGGCUAUUUCACAGGAAAAUGUAGAACUUUCACACAGCGAGCCAAGCUCUCCCAAGACCCCAAAAUCCCCAACGAUAAAAUUAGAAGAUGAGAAUUGGACUGAUCAAAGAGAUGAUCUUAGCACUAGUUCUGGUGGCUCGACUGCACGAAGACUCGAACACUCACCAUUUGGUCUUAGUUUGCAYCACAAACGAAGCGACUCGACUAAAAAGGUGCAAAAAUUCCAAAAUCAAGGAAAAACUAAGCAAAAAUCUCCCAAUGAAAAGCAGAUACUUCCCAAUGGAGGGAAUGCRUCUCAUGCUUUGUUUCCACACUCCGAAUUCUUUCCUCACGAAGCUACACAAGCAAAAACACAAUUUAGUAGCGAUCCUUCGUCUGCUGUWAAGUCAUCUUUCGGAUCACCCAUGGAAAUCAAUAACAAUCCGGUAAAAGUUUCGGGAAUCAAGCGAUACUCACCCGGAUUAACACAUCCGUCAACUUUGUCUACAUGUGCAAGUAGUCCGGGAAUCUCACCUUCGUUGAGUCGACGGAAAAACAGCCACACAUCGUCGUCAUCUUCGGUGUCUAGUUCGGACGAUCGCUCCAGCGUCGGUACAGAUUCGGUAGUUUCCGAAACAAAAUCGACAUCAACACAAAUAACAGACUUAAAGGAUCUUCUUAGUGUACAAGCUCAAAGUAAUGGCUUGAAAAUYAGUGCGGCAACAGCGGUGGAGAUAGCGAAAGUUAAGGAUUUAAGAGCAACUGGCGAAACUCGACAUAACCCWGGAUAUACAUCACCUAGUCAUGAUGACAUAGCRAAGAUGAUGUUUACAGAGGAAUCCUACGUGUAAUAUAGAUGUUGAGUAUUUGGAAUUAUAGUCAUAAAUGUUUCAUUAGGCAAUCUGUUGCCAUACGGGAUUUGCUUUGGAAUGUCACAUCACCUCAUCACCUCUAGAAACAGCCGCUUCACUAAGACUAUUAGAAAGAGUACUUCAGCAUUGURAAAGGUGUACGUUACAUUAAAUAUCAAGCCAAAUAUAUUAUUUAUCGUCCUGAAAAACGUAUUGGCUUGUAAGCACUUGUCUGCCCUGGAAUUUGAUACAGUUUUUWGAUCUAGAGGAGAUGAGGUCACAUGACUUUACAGUGCAAAUCGUGCAUGUACCGUUAUUCUAUUGAUAGAAGAAUUAUAAAUAUCAAAAAUAUGAAGUCAGAAAAAAUUUGAUACAAUUUGUGAGUAUAGCCUAUAUCAUGRGCGCUGUCACAAAAUAAAUAUGUUUGCCCUUUUURGGGUUUCARUAUUAUGGAAAUGAAGUUCCAGUUUCACCCAUCGAAAAGUUAAACCUCUAGUACAACAGACCCCUGUCAAUCCAUUCUCGUACCCAGAUCCUUCUCACUUUCCAACGAAAAAUCGAAGACUCURGUUAAGAACGUGUGAGUCUUUGAUUUGUUUGGUUCAAAAAUUCUCAUGAGCCACCAGAUGCUUUUAUCUUACGACCCAGAUUCUAGGUCUUCCGGUGUAUCGUAUCCACCCAGAACCUUCGAUUUUUCUUUGGAAACUGAGAGGAUCUUGGUACGAGAAUGCCUGUCAAUCACCUUCAUACCGGGGAGAUCUAGGUACGAGUAUUCUAACGAGUCACAAAGGUUAUAUUCACAUCAAUUAGACUAACUAGAAAGGUUUUAUUAUUCAAAGAAAAAUCAAAAUUGUUAAAAAUCGUACCUCCGCAAUCCGCAUACCAGGUCUUUGCUUAAAUUAUUGUAAACCUUUCUAAAUUUAUCAAAACGAYGCAAAAAUUGAGGAGGGUCUCUUUUGAUAUAUACUUCUUUCUAUUAUUUCCUUAAAAUCAUGAUGACGAUUAUCGGGCUCGUACCUAGUCCUCUCUGCCGGGUAGUGACUAAUAWUUGCACAUUCUUUUCCAAAAUGCAGUUCUUUUAAAGCGAAGGAAGCUAAUCAUAAUAUUUGACGUCAUAUUUUGUAUUCCUGUUUCAAAUGAUGUUGAUUUUUAGGAAAUAGUCGAUCUGACACUAGUUGGGACUGUGGAGAUUUUCUGUUACGUUUUCCUUUGCAUUUUCUUGCUCGUAUUCUUGUUUUCAUUCUUGUUAUUGUUCUUUUUCUUGUUCUUCUUUGCUCUUGUCUCGUUAUUCUUGUCCUUCUUGUUGGGGAUGUGAAGAUUUUAUGUUACGUUUUUCUUCGCAUUUUCUUGCUCAUAUUGUUGUCUUUAUUGUUGUUUUUGUUCUUUUCCAUGUUCUUCUUCUUGUUCUUCKCUUUCUUCUUGUCCUUCUUGUUCUUUUUUUCUUUAUCUUGCUGUUUUUCUUCUUCUUCUUCUUUCGCGUUUUGAUCUUUUUGUACUUCUCUUUGCUCUUAUUCCUUUCUUUCUCUUUCCAAUGUAUCUUCCAUUACAUAUUGAGCACCUCUUAACUAUGGCAGAUAUAAAAUCAAAUAAGUUUUCACAAUUCCUGUCAGUGUCAGAUUGGUAUUUUUCCUGAUGACCAACCUAGUUGAAAUGGGUGUAAAGUCUUAAGUCACAUUGACUUUUGUGCUCCAUUAACUACAAUAAAACAAAGAUUUCCGAAAAAUGCGAUAAAGAGAGACUUAGACGCAACCAAUAGAAUCCAAUAGUCAAAGUGCAGWAAAGAUAAGAUAUGUAAAAGAAAUGGAUAAAAUAGGGUCUUUGCAGAACAUGGUCACAUGACAUAAAAUUGAAAUUAUAGUCUCUAAAGAUGAUAAACACUAGAUUUUGAAAAAUUAUGCAUAAAUUGAUAAUAGGUUUUUAUUAUCAAUUGGGCACAAAUUAUAUAAAUCAUUUUGGAUAGCAAUUAGUAUGCAUUCGGCUAUAAAAACAAUUUUUAUUGAACCUAGGAGAAGGUAUGCAAGAUAAAAUUAUCUUUCCUUAGUUGACUCGGAAUGUUUUUAUAACCAUACACAUCAUUAAUAGCUGUCCAGCAUGGUAGAUUUUGUAUCAUGUGACCAAUUGAUUCAAAAGGCAUAUUACCGUGAAUUUUUAAUCCUAAGUGCUGAAUGAUUGGCAGGGCUUACCAGGUAGUCAYUGCCAUGCAAUCCCAGUUAUUUUUAACAAUUCCUGUAAAGGAUCUAUAGCAGUCCAAUUCAAUUCUUAACUCUUGAUUGUCAUCGUCGCUUGACAAUGAAAUUUGGAAGAGAGUUUCCCAUUGGCCUUCGUGCAGCCGAACCAAAGCACAGUAGUUUUGGUUCGGCUGCACGAAAGGUAGUGUCCCAGUUACUAUUACUAUUCCUGCAUUGGGAUCUUUGUUUUAUACUGGUUUUCCAUGGGGCUUAAUAGAAUAGAACUUAUCGAAUGUAAAUAUGGUUGUAUGUAACAAAGUAAUUAUGAAAAUGCCCUUUGCAAUGGCAUAGAUAUAUGUAUGAAAUUGAAGUAUUAAAAUUUCCAAAACUACGUCUGAMUUUA